GCCCGCAGGGCCGGUACCAUCGAACCCUUCUCGGCCAUAAUCAACCCUCUCCCGACCUAGAAAUUGAACAUAUAUGCAUUUGGUACUGGUGACAAUGCUGAGCUGGGUCUUGGGCCAGAGGUUAACGCAAAGGCUGUCAAGCGUCCUAGAUUGCAUGCUCAUCUCCUCCCCAAUAAGGUGGGAAUAGUCGCCAUUGCAGUUGGUGGUAUGCAUGGCUUAGCCCCAUCAUACGAGGGGAGGGUAUACUCGUGGGGUGUCAAUGAUGAUCAGUACGCUCUUGGGAGAGCGACUACGCAUACACCUCUGACCAGGGUGGUCUAUUCCGGUGAUGAUGGCGACAGCGACAGUGAUGAAGAAGUGCCUUUGAAUCCAUUGGAGAGCACACCAAUGCUGAUUACAGGGUUUCCGGAGGGGACUGUGAUUACGAGCAUUGCUGCCAGUGACAGUAUCUCGAUCGCUGUUACCGACACCGGCAGGGUUUACGGAUGGGGAACAUUUAGGGUAUGUAAUUAAUUCUCCAUUCAGGAUUAGUAGGGUUAAUUUAUUGUUUAGUGCGCCGACGGCAUUCUCGGAUUCAAUGAGAGGACUAGUGUACAGGAUGUUCCAGUCCUGCUACCUACGCCCAGGGACAUCGUUCGGGUCAGUAUCGGCACUGAUCAUGUCCUUGGCCUUACGAAGGAAGGAGAUGUGUACAGGUGGGGCGACGGUCAGCAAUACCAGCUCGGGAGGCGCAUUUCUGAGAGACAUCGCCUCACCAGGCUGAACCCUCGCCAGGUGUCCCUUCCCGGCGCCAGGUCAAGUACGUCGCGACCGGCUCCUAUCGUUCUUUCGCAAUUACCUGGGAUGGCAGGGUCUGGGCAUGGGGACUCAAUCAAUAUGGGCAAUGUGGGAUAUGCGAGCCUCAGUGCACCGAGGAAGAUAGUACUGUGAUUCCUGUUCCUACCGUCGUCAAGUCUCUUGCAGGGUACAUAAUCGUUCAGAUAUCUGCCGGAGAACAUCACUCAACCGCCCUGACCGGGAACGGUGAGCUCCUGGUCUGGGGCCGUCUUGACAGUGGACAGCUCGGUAUAGACCCUGCAGCGCUUUCAGUGGAUGGUUGCGUCUGUGACGCGAGGGGCAACCCCCGCUACCUCAGGACCCCACAUGCUGUCCCUGGCAUCAGGUUCUCCACCAUUGGCUGUGGCACGGACCACAAUAUUGCCAUCUCGAUGGAGGGACAAGCAUCCUCUUAGAGCUUCAGUAGCAGUUAUCAAACCAGCCUCAGCCCCGACGCUGAUGACGAGAUCAUGACCCCUACAAGGAUUGAAAACACGGCCACCAGAGGUGUCAGAAUGACCUUUGCCGCUGCCGGUGGGCAAUUCUCCAUCCUCGCUGGAGUUCCCACGGAGCCUGCUAAUUGCGGCUAUUCGGGUGCCGAUACACAUGCCAAUAAUGUAGAUACUAAUGGUGAUGAGGAGGCGGCGGAAGAGGACGAGGGAGGCGAU
Molecule: messenger RNA, 1484 nt
Organism: Tuber aestivum (summer truffle)
Lineage: Eukaryota; Fungi; Ascomycota; Pezizomycetes; Pezizales; Tuberaceae
Source: the annotation of a GenBank genome assembly